Molecule: messenger RNA, 700 nt
Organism: Ochlerotatus camptorhynchus
Lineage: Eukaryota; Metazoa; Arthropoda; Insecta; Diptera; Culicidae
Exons: 3
Coding region: 1-648 (215 amino acids)
Source: RefSeq, a predicted model, not a curated record
AUGCCAACGGACAGGAAGAUGGGUGCAAUAAAAAAGAUGGCCGAGAGGCAGCCGGCCACCGAGCGGGUGCAUCCAAGCAUGGAGCCCAUUGUUCGGGAUGGUAAAAUACGGGAGCAAAUCGAGCUGGAGAGUAAGGUUCGUCGGGAGUACCAGAAAAAGUGGGGCUUCAUAGCGGAACCGGAAUCGACGGAGUAUUUCGAUCUCAAGAAGAACAACCAACGGCUGAAGGAGAUAUACCAGCGCAGGAACGAGAAGAUUAAUCUGCACGAGUACAAUGGCCACGGGGAGUCGUACUUUGUGUCGAAGCAGAUGUUCAAGACUCUGCUGGAUACGUGUCGGUGCGGAAGGAAAAAGGUAACCAAUAUGCACGCGCUGAAGUGUCUGCAGAAGCCGAAGAGUACCUACGAGAAGACGGACGACGAGGAAGAGGACGAGGAACAGGACGCAGGAAAGGUCGAUGAUGGCGGAAGCGAUAAGAGUACCAACUAUAUUCCGAAGGUGCCGGUGUUGAGUUCGGGCAUGUACGGUUGGCCCAAGAACCGCUACGUAGCGAUGGAAAAGACCACCUACUACAUCUCCCCUCGGUACACCAUGCCCGGUCAGCCGAUCGUGGACAGUCAUCCGUACAGCAACAUCCUGCUGGGAUAACGUUCUCAUUUUUUUCUACCAAAGAAAACCAUCAUCGCCAUUUUCCGCUUUC